AUGGUCGACAAUACAUCGUCGUCCGAGCAGACAGUCCGCGAUUGUGAAGCUUAUAUUGCAAAACAUGAUAUACAAAAUUUAUUACGUGACUGUAUUGUUCAAUUAUGUUUAAAAAAACCAUCAAAUCCAAUACAAUUUCUUGCUGAUUAUUUUGAUAAACUUGGUAAUCAAUCAGCAUCAUCAUCAACAACAACUAAAAAAUCAACAAUGCGUCAACAACAAACAGCAUCCCCAACUGAAUUAACAAGUAAACAACAAUCAACAAAUGGUAGUGUUGCUGGAGAAAAUGAUGAUCUUGCCGAUUUAAAUGAAGCAACUGGUGGUAAUACAAGUACUCAUCAAAAUCAAAUAACAACAACUACUUCUGGUAAAACACGUGAACGUCGUGGUGCAGUAUCAGCUGAACCCUAUAAAGAAGAAGAUGCAACAUCAUAUGUUAAAACUGUUAUACCAAAAGAUUAUGCAACAAUGCAAGCAUUAAGUAAAGCUAUACAAUCGAAUUUAUUAUUUUCACAUUUAGAUGAUAGUGAAAAAUCUGAUAUAUUUGAUGCGAUGCAACCAUUUAAUUAUAAAGCUGAUGAAACAAUAAUUCAACAAGGUGAAGAAGGAGAUUUUUUUUAUAUUAUUGAUCAAGGUGAAGUUGAAGUUUAUGUUAAUAAUAAAUGUGUCACAGCUAUAUCUGAUGGUGGAAGUUUUGGUGAAUUAGCACUUAUUUAUGGUACACCACGUGCAGCAACAAUUAAAGCUAAAACUGAGUGUAAAUUAUGGGCUAUUGAUAGAAAAACUUAUCGACGCAUUUUAAUGGGUUCAACAAUUAAAAAACGUAAAAUGUAUGAAGAAUUUUUAUCGAAAGUUAAAAUUCUUCAAGAACUUGAUCAAUGGGAACGUUUAACUGUAGCUGAUGCUCUUGAACCUGUACAAUUUACUGAUGGUGAUAAUAUUGUUGUACAAGGUGAAAAAGGAAAUGACUUCUUUAUUAUUGUUGAAGGUACUGCUAUUGUCUAUCAAAAACCAUCGGAUGAAGAACCAGCUGUUGAAGUAUCAAAAUUAGGUCCCUCGGAUUACUUUGGUGAAAUAGCUUUACUAUUUGAUCGACCUCGUGCUGCUACAGUCAAAGCUAAAGGUCCAUUAAAAUGUGUUAAAAUGGAUCGUAAUCGAUUUGAACGUGUACUUGGACCUAUAUCGGAUAUUCUUAAGCUAUAUUCAUCAAUGAAUAAUAAAAAAAGUUCUUCUAUGUCAGCUACACGUCGUCGUCAAUUAGAUGAAUCCUUUCGUCGUUUAACUCGACAAUGUGAACAAAAAGAUUCAUGUCAAAAAUAUUUACCAACAAUAUCAUUGAAAACUGAUAAUUUAUUAGAACAACAACAAAAAGAAUUCGCUGAAAUAGAUAUGAUUAAUUGUGUACGUCGAUGUAUAUCACAUUUAUGUUAUAAAGAUAUUUAUGAAAAAGAUCCACUUGAACGUGGGGAAAUUGAUGUUAGAUCUAAUCAAUUUAAAUCAUGUUGGAUUAAAGAACAAAAAGAAUAA
Messenger RNA from Rotaria sp. Silwood1, 1527 nucleotides. Lineage: Eukaryota; Metazoa; Rotifera; Eurotatoria; Philodinida; Philodinidae. The record is from the annotation of a GenBank genome assembly.